This is a messenger RNA of Danaus chrysippus (African queen), 1188 nucleotides long. Lineage: Eukaryota; Metazoa; Arthropoda; Insecta; Lepidoptera; Nymphalidae. The record is from the annotation of a GenBank genome assembly.
AUGGGUAUGAUAUCAAGAGUACGUGGUAGAAUAAGAAGUGAUUCUUUCUCGAAGAUUCAUAACAACAAAUCCGAGGACAAAUUAGCGAACAUUGUGUGGCUGAUCUCGUUAGUGUUAGUGCUGCCAUACUGGGCACCACGGGGACUGCUUGUGGCGCUGGGAGGCGCGUGGCUGAUGGCAGCUUACACCUGUCUGGUGCUGCCCGUUUUAAUAUCAGCGAACUACCGAUACCCAGCGAGAUGGUACCCGGCCGUCGCGAAGUUAGUUCGGAGACUAGCCCGUCGUCUUCGAGCCCCAACAGCGUGUUUGUUGGGUGUAUUGAAGACCGCGUACGCUCCAGUAGACCGAGCUGAAAGACUGUUCUUGCAAAUGAAUAAUCUAUCAACUAUGGUCAGCCAGCUGUUGAUAUUUACAGCCUGCGACAGACUCCUCGUGUUGCAAGGAAGGCUGACGUGUUUAUACUCGCUGAUGUUCUACAACGUGGUCACUUAUUCCGUCAACUAUGUGAAAGAAAUCUGCACCAAAGAAGACUGGUCUCCAUACGUGAAUGUCACUCGACACUCCCGCGUCAAACACCUGGCAAUGUCUGCCACCAAGAUCGUGUUAGAAUGGACGAAAGCUGUUACCUUCAUAGUGACUAUGACAUUCAUUCUUCUGACUCUUGGACUUGAACAGGGCUUGGAGUACUUCCGUCCGACGACACUUUAUACGCUCAUCACUGGAACAUUCUAUCUUCUUUCAGAGAAGACGUUUCUAGAACUAUGGCCGCUUGCGUUAUCUGCUUUGAAAUUGGAAAGUCUUGAGGGUAUGGAGGUCUUGUACUGCGGGGUCUGGUCAAGAGCUAUAACUACAAUGAUAGCGGUGCCUUUAGUCCCAGCUCUCGUGUGGCAUGAGAGGUUUAGGUUGGCGUUACUAAUACUGUAUAUCUGUGUCAUAGUCCAUGGAAGGCAUAGGUUGGGCGAAGAGUUGAUGAAGUUGAACGAGGCUCAAGGCUCUCUUGCAAGAUUUAGGCGUGCGACCGCCGAUGAAAUAUCAACGCUUGAAGAUGUUUGCGCUGUUUGUUUGGGGACAAUGAAAUCAGCUCGGGUUACGCCCUGUGCUCACUUCUUCCACGCUGAUUGCUUGAGGAAAUGCUUAGCAUCGUCAGACAGAUGUCCGAUAUGUGUUAGGGAAUAUGUCUUCUGUUGA